GUCAAAGUUUACAAGACGCAUCAUCGCCACCAUGCCUGCGAGCGCUGCGAUAUGGACCAACGUCGAGGACGCCAUCCUGACCGCGAGCAUCAGCAAGUAUGGCCUCAACCAAUGGGCUCGUGUGUCAUCUCUCCUCGCCAGAAAGUCUGCGAAGCAGUGCAAGUCCAGGUGGGAGAACUAUCUAUCCCCCGAUGUCAAGAAGACGGAGUGGUCCAAGGAUGAAGACGAGAAGCUGUUGCAUCUCGUCAAGGUUCUUCCUAGCAGCUUCAGGACCAUCUCGAGCAUCAUCGGUCGCUCAGCUCAACAGUGCAUCGCGAGGUACCAACAGCUUCUCGAUGAGGCCGAAAAACGCGAGGAGGGUGAACUGGGACUCACCGGCGACGUAUCCGGCGAUGCUUCUGCGCCGAAGGAAGAUCCGAGCAGGCUGCCCACAGAACUGUAUCCAGAAUUUGCAGCGCCGAAGUUGGAUGCGGUAGACAUGGACGAGGAGGAGAAGGAGAUGCUCAGCGAGGCAAGAGCACGCCUGGCCAACACGCAGGGCAAGAAAGCAAAGCGCAAAGCGCGUGAACGAAUGCUUGAAGAGUCGCGACGGGUUGCGCAGCUCCAGAAGCGCCGUGAGCUCAAGAUGUCUGGCAUCAACAUCAAGAUUCGAACGACGAAGAAAGGCGAGAUGGAUUACAAUGCCGAUGUGCCAUUCCAGCAUAAUGUACCACGUGGGUUUUAUGAUGUGACUGAAGAGGACGAACGCAACGAACGAGAAAGGGCAACCUUUGAUCCUAAAAAGCAGCAGUUGGCGAACAAGCGAAAAGGCGACCAACAGGACGAAGGAGAUGACAGAAAGCGGAAGAAAAUGCAGAAGAAUGAUGGUCCGUCAAUUUCUACCGCAGCCAUGAACGCGGCAAAGGCGCAGAAACUCAGGGAAGCGGAGCGCAGCAGCAUGAGGAGGCCGUUAAACUUACCUGCUCCUCAAAUCAGCGAGGGUGAGCUCGAAGAGGUUGUGAAGAUGGGCAUGACCGGCGAUCGAGCGAACCGUGUUGCCACGAUGGGAGACAACGAAGCAACGAAGGGAUUGGUUGGCAAUUACAGUACCAUGCCCGCGGCGACACCCAUCCGAACGCCGAUGGCCGCCCCAGAAGAGGAUAAAAUUGCCAACGAGAUCCGUAAUAUUCGAGCGCUAAGAGACGCCCAGUCGGCUAUUCUUGGUGGUGAGGUGCCGGAGUCGACAACGAUGGGUGGAGCAGUGCAGCAGCCAAUUGUUACACCCAAUCCGAUGGCUACACCUUUGCGACAAGCGAAUGGUGUUGGCGCCACUCCAGCCAGGGCACCUGGUGCGACGCCCCUACGGACUCCUAGAGACACCUUUAGUCUGAAUAAGCAGAGCGGAGUGGUUGCAAUACCCCAAACCCCCAAGGAGGCCCGGCAGCAGCAGCAGAACAUGCGCAACAGUCUUCUUGCGAAACUUGCUGCCCUGCCGAAGCCCAAAGCCAUAGAAUACGAGCUGGAAAUGCCUGAAGAGCGACUCGAAGAGGGCAAAGUUCAGUCAGAUCUGAGCGAAGAUGCUUCUGUUCGUGACGCGCGCAACAAGCUAUUACGCGAUGCAGCUGAGCUUGCAGAGUUCAAGCGACAGACUCAAGUCGUUCAGCGGAGACUUCCUCGUCCUAUAGCUAUUGAUAUAGACGCGCUCAUCAGGGGUGCCGAGAGUAUAUCUGACGUUGUCGAGAGAGAAGUCGCAAUGGAGUCCGCCCUGCUAAUUGCGAAUGAUGCCGCCAAAUUCGGCGGUUCGCGUGUUACGGGAGCUUUACGACCUCUUCGUGUGUACGAAGACGAGGACAUGCGUAGGGCUCGCGAGCUAGUCGCUCUCGAACUUUCCUCGCACGACGCGCAUAGAGAGAAGGAAGCUUUCACGUCAGCGUGGACAGAGCUGCAUGAAGCACGCAAAGUUCCGGGUCUAGACGGCUAUUACGAAGAUGAGAUUGACGAGCAUCAAAUGAUGAUUGAGACGUUCGAUAAGCUUGAAGAUGCCAUCACGACGACCGCAGAAAAGGGUAACGAGCUGGAGAAGAAGCUGGCCAAAGUGCAGGGCGGCUAUCAAAACCGGGCCAAAAUGCUGCGGAACAAGAUCGCCGAGACGGCAGAGGCGCUUGAAAAGACGAGGAUCAGCCUUAACACUUCGCUGAAUGCACAGAUUGCGGAAGAUGCCGCCGUACCGAAGCGGUUGGAAAGGUUGAGAGACGAGGUCAACUUUGUGAGCAGGAGGGAGAGGGAAGCACAGGAUGAGUAUCGGAAGGUCAAGGACGAACUGGACGGGCUGCCGGAGAUGAAUGGGUAUCACUAAGCCCAGAAGCCAUCGUAGCUCUAACAUAAAGCACGAGGCAAAAAUUGUGUGUGAACAUUUUGUGUCAGAUUAGACCAAGGGAAUCAGGCCCAUCUUCGGCCGCAAGCAUGUUAGGCAUUGAAUCACAUCUGAUCCGUUUUCGGUUUUUCCA
Molecule: messenger RNA, 2486 nt
Organism: Verruconis gallopava
Lineage: Eukaryota; Fungi; Ascomycota; Dothideomycetes; Venturiales; Sympoventuriaceae
Exons: 1
Coding region: 32-2335 (767 amino acids)
Biological process (GO): mRNA splicing, via spliceosome
Cellular component (GO): spliceosomal complex; Prp19 complex
Source: RefSeq, a predicted model, not a curated record